AUGAACCCUUUAUUGUUUGAAGAAGCAGUAUAUAAAUUUGGUAAUAUAAUUAACAGCUUGGAGAAGAAGAUGAAUAUCAAAGAUUAACAAAAAUUAGUGAUGCAAUCAAAUUAGUAGCUGGGACUAUAAUGAGGAUUAAAACUUUUAAUAAUUGGCAGAUCUUGAAAUACAGUAAAAAUACCUUAAUCAUUUAUUUAGUGAUUUGUUCUUAUCCCUUUUAGCAGGAAGUUAUAUAAUUGUUGAUGAAUACGAUCUUCGACUAUUUUUAAGAUAUUGAUUUUCUUAACGCUUUUGAAAAAGCUUUACUGGAAAUAGCUUAAUUGAAAGAGCAAAGAGUGUUUCUAAGCUCUCGAUCUUAAUCCCUUAGGAUUGGUGUACUUCAGCAAAAGUAGUAAUUUAAAAUAGAAACUAGUUAUAAUAAUAUGAAUAUACGAAACGAAUAACUUAAAUAAAGUUCUAUCCCAUUUGCGAAGGCAGUGAUUGAGUAAUUGACAGUGGCCAAAAGGUUUGCAGCCACUUUCAUUAAAAAAUACAUAAUAUUGGCAAAAACUUUGAAUUAAGACAUCAAAGAAAGAGUGUAUAUAAUCAAGGAUUUUGUAGUCAAUACUAGAGAUCAUCAUUUUAUAAUCCUAUUAAUCAACACAUUUGAAGAAUUAAAGUAAUUUGAAUUAAGAGAUUAGAGUUGGAUAAUUCGUUUUGAUCAUGAAAUUGAAUAAUGUAUAUAAAUUUAUGACAUUUAGAUUGUGCUUAACACAACAUCUUAGUGCCUCAUUACAUGGAAAAGUAAGCUAAACACCAUUAAAUUGAGUAAGAUUCACAUGGUAGUGAUUCAGAAGAGGAUAAAGAUUCUGACUCAUAAUAACAUCAGUCAUCUAACUCAAAUUCUGCUAGUGGAAAAUAAUCUUUAAUGGAUGAGGAUGAGUUGAUUUAAAAAUGGAUAGCAUAAAAAUAAUUUGUCAUAGAAUAAUAAUAACAAUUAGAGAUAUUAUCUAAAUAUGAAAAUUUACUACUUUUGAUAAGGUUUCUCCUAAAUCCAAGUGAAGAAGCAGUAGAUGAUUUUUGGGUUAUUUAAUUUAAUAUUUUUAGAAAGAUCAAUAUCCAAUUGAGGAGAUUAAUGAUGAUGGAGUUUCUUUAAAAAUAAGAAAUCAGAAAAUUGAAUUUCAUGCCAUUGUGAGAUCCUUUAAAACUGCACAGAUGUUUCAUCAUAGGCAGAAUUUAGAAAAAUUGCAAUAAUAUAAUUAGAUUUUCCUAUAGAUGUUCUGUAAUAUUAAUAAAUAUUAAUUAGUUAAGUAAACCUCAGAAGCAUUUCAAAUUAAAAACAGAAAUCUAAAUUUGAAUCAUUUAGCUUUAACGAUAGAUUCCUUUUUAACUGUCUUUCCUAAGAGUUCAAUGGCUUUGAUUUUAGAAAACUAACUGCUGUUUUCAUUUUCAAAUUAUAUUUAUAAUCCAUUAAUCAUGGGUUUAUUAAUUGACAUCCAUCAAAUCUAAUUCAAUAAAUAUAAUUUUGGACUCCCUUUUACAGAAUAAAUUUGGAAAUACUAACUCUUUACAGAUUGGUUUAUGUGGAUAUAAAAUCUAUUUUACGAGAAAGAAAAUGAUUAAAAGCAACUAGAAUACUAAACGAAAAGUGAAAACAUAGUAAUAUUGCAUAUUUAUUUUAGGAAUUCAUAAUAAAAAGUCUCAAAGAAUUGUCAAAGAAAGAAUUGAAAAUAUCUAAACCAAAAAAUUCAGAUGAUAAUAAAAUUAAAUUAACAUAAUUAUUAGGAUCUCUUCAAGCUGGUAAAAGCUUGAUGAAAUAAAAUACAAAAGAUUACGAAAAUUGGAAAUUUAACUCAAAAAUAAAAGAACAUUUAACAAUUGAAGAAUUUAAGGCUUAAGAUUAUGAUAAUCUCAUGGAGUUUACUAAAUAGAGAGAUUAAAUGUAUAAAUAAUAAUUGGAAACAAAGAUCUCAUAAGAGAUAUAAAUCCAGAUUGAUAAUAUACAAUUAAAAAGAUCUUCAAGAGUUCGAAUGUCCUAGACAAAUAGUAUGCAUUAAUAAUCCCCCACGUCGAACUCAAAAUUUGUAUUCUACAACUCCUCAUUUUAAAGUCAAAGUGAUAGUUAGCCAAACAGUAGCCGUUCAAUCAAAUUACCAUCAAUAUAUGCAAACAAUUAAUACACUGAAUCCAAAUUUAAUGUUGCUUAAAGUUUCAGUUCUUAAGGGGAAAUUAAUACUAGGAAUAUAAGUAGUUUUGGGUAAACUCCUAAGAAUAGUAAACUUGUUUUAGCGAGUUAAAGAAGACUCAAAACAGAAAAUGAUGAUAUUGGUUUGAAUUCUAUUUAAUCAAAUGACGGAUUCUCUAGUAGUAGGUUGAUAACAAUAUAUCCAUCAAAAUAAGCAUAAAUCAAAUUUGAAUAAUCAAAGUCUGUUUAACGAUAAGACUAAAUCAUGGUUGAAAGUUGUUUACGCUUUUUUAGUGAGAUCCUCAAAACAAUACUCGAUUAUUUUUAGUAGCCUAAUAAGACUAAUUUAUAAUAAUUAAAUGAAUAAAUUCUUAUUCAACAAAUAUUGAGUAUGAAUUUUUUGAACUUCAUCUUUGACAUUUACUUGUCAAGUUUAAUUGAUUAAAAUGUUUAACAACAAAAAAUAGGGGAAGUUUGUGGAUAACUCAUUAAUCAAAUAUAUUACAAAAGUCAUCAUAUUGAACUAUUUCAAUUAUUAAGAGAGCAGUUGAGAACUCUGUUUCUGGCUAAUGUUGAUAAUCUAACUAGAGCAAUAGUGGCCAUUAAUAAGUAAAUCAGAUUGUCAUCAAAAUUUGUUAAUAAGUGUCAAUUAUAACUCCUAUUAUAAACAUACUUUUUUGGAUUCAAUUUGUUUAGCAUCCAUUCUUAAUUACCAAGCACAUCUAAUAUUUUUAAACAUUUAAAUGAAACUGUAAUGCAUAUCUUUAUUAUAUGGUUUUUUGAUAGUCAAUAAAAUAAUUGCUACUAAUACUUCUUUACUAAAUUUUUAACCAUUUUAUUUGCAAAGGCUCCAGUACCAUCAUUAACCAAUAUUUUGUUCAAUAUUGGAUUAAUAAAUUCGAUUUAUAACGCUUUUUAAUCAUUCUGGGUCAAUGGCAUGAAGAGCACUUGUUUUGAGCCAGGGGUCUAUUUUUAUAUAAGAAUGAUCGUAUAUGUGAUAAAUAAGUCACUUAAUCAUCGAAAUAUGAUUGUUUUACAAGAAUAUUUGCAGCCCUUAGAAUCAUGGAAAGGUGUUAAGAAGCUAAUUCCUGAUGAAGAUUCCAAUUAUAUGAUUGAAUUGUAAGAACUACUAAAAACAGGACAAACCCCAAUUAGAAAGAUUUAAUUAAAGAAAACUAAACUCGAAAAAUUGAAAUCUUAAUUGACUGUUGAUUGUUUUGAUAGUAAAUUAAAGGAGAUCAAAUAAUUUGAAUAGGCCUAAUUAGAAAAGUAAAAGCAAUCCUCUACACCUAAAGUGAUCUAAUAAGGAAAAAAAAUUUCAAAUAAAUUGAGCCAAAGGUCGCUUAGAAAUAGACCAAGUCUUAAACCUGAUAAUUGA
Paramecium octaurelia is the source of this 3542-nucleotide messenger RNA. The record is from the annotation of a GenBank genome assembly. NCBI's taxonomy places the organism in Eukaryota, Ciliophora, Oligohymenophorea, Peniculida, Parameciidae.